Messenger RNA from Pygocentrus nattereri (red-bellied piranha), 2673 nucleotides. It is a transcript of the gene tsg101a, whose product is annotated as tumor susceptibility 101a. The record is from RefSeq and is a predicted model, not a curated record. The coding region runs from base 160 to 1332 and encodes 390 amino acids. Gene Ontology annotation, biological process: protein modification process; endosome to lysosome transport; protein transport. Gene Ontology annotation, molecular function: ubiquitin binding. Gene Ontology annotation, cellular component: ESCRT I complex. Lineage: Eukaryota; Metazoa; Chordata; Actinopteri; Characiformes; Serrasalmidae. The transcript has 11 exons.
UCGAGCUGUCUGUCCAUUUUGGCAAAGUGCACUUGCCUUAUUUACCUUUCUCGACGAGCUACACUUGACUCGGAGGUUUCCAUAAAUGACUGAAUUACUACCUAGACAGUUUUAACCGCGUGAUAUACCAGAUCGCCAGAAAGGUUUAGGAGAUCAGCUAUGGCGGUUGUCAACGAAGGCGCGCUUAAAAAGAUGCUGAAGCAAUAUAAAUACCGUGACCUCACUGUUCGUGAGAUAACAAAUGUCAUCUUGCAGUACAAAGACCUAAAGCCUCUGAUGGAUGCUUAUGUGUUCAAUGAUGGAUCAUCCAGGGAAUUAAUGAGUUUGACGGGGACAGUGCCAGUAAGCUAUAGAGGAAAUGUGUAUAAUAUCCCUGUGUGUCUAUGGCUGUUGGAUACAUAUCCCUACAACCCUCCCAUUUGUUUUGUAAAACCUACCAGUGCGAUGAUGAUCAAGACUGGGAAACACAUUGAUGCCAAUGGCAAGAUCUACCUGCCCUAUCUACAUGAAUGGAAGCAUCCUCAGUCUGACCUGUAUGGCCUGAUCCAGGUGAUGAUUGUUGUUUUUGGAGAAGAGCCUCCUGUGUUCUCAAGGCCCACAACUCAGCCCCCUUAUCAGGCAUUCCAGGCCACUGGGCCCCCAAAUCAGUCCUACAUGCCUGGCAUGCCUGCUGUAUCUGCCUAUGGUCCAAACCCAAAUCCAUGUGGCUACCCAGGAUAUCCUUUUGCUGGAGGGACAACUUAUCCUGCCACAGGGGGUCCUGCACACUACCCUUCCCAGCCUCCAGUCACUACUGUAGGGCCUAGUCGGGACGGCACUAUUGGGGAGGACACUAUCCGUGCCUCACUCAUCUCAGCUGUGAGUGAUAAGCUGCGCUGGAGGAUGAAGGAGGAGAUGGAUCGAGCUCAGGCCGAGCUGGACGCUCUCAAGCGCACGGAGGAGGACCUGAAGAAAGGCCACCAGAAGUUGGAGGAGAUGGUGUCUCGCCUUGACCAGGAAGUGGCUGAAGUGGACAGGAAUAUUGAUCUCCUAAAGAAGAAAGAUGAAGAGCUAACAGAAGCUCUAGAGAAGAUGGAGAACCAGUCAGAGAAUAAUGACAUUGAUGAUGUCAUUGUUCCCACAGCACCACUUUAUAAGCAGAUCUUGAACCUGUAUGCAGAGGAAAACGCGAUUGAGGAUACCAUCUUCUACCUCGGGGAGGCUCUGCGCAGAGGCGUCAUCGACCUGGAGGUCUUUCUCAAGCAUGUGCGCCUGCUGUCCCGCAAACAGUUCCAGCUGCGAGCACUCAUGCAGAAAGCCCGAAAAACUGCUGGACUCAGUGACCUCUACUGAUCCCACUGCCAACUGAUCUCCUUUUUUUCCUUACUUCAUUUUUACCCAUCGCACCUUCCUCUGUCUGUCUGCAUAGUUCUCAGCAACAUUCUGGAAAACAGCACAUGAUGUCUUUGUGUCCUUCAGGAUGCCAAGGCACUAGAUUUUGUGUGUCGAUAUCAGAUGAAAUUUUAUAAUCAGAAAGGAAGCACAACAGUGAUUAAUUCUUCAGCAGAUUGGAGACGAGAUCACUGGGGUAAAUCUCUGUUUUUCUUGUAUGUAGAACAUUAGUUAUGUCCAUCUUUUACUGUCUUAGGACUUCCUCCGUCUUAGGAUCUGUUGGUACUUCUAGUUUUAUUGCAGUGCUUCACAUAGCUCAUGAUAACUGUUAUUACCAGUUUAUUAUCAAAAUGUGAAAAGAGUUUUUUUCAGGACUCACUCCAACAUGUAGCCAAGUGUGAUACUGCUGAAUGACUUCUCCACACCCCAUAAAAAAUUAUGGGACAGGAGGAACUGUCUAACUGAGCUUCUGUAUUUCAAUAAUUUAACUUCACUGUGUCAAACUGACUAUGUAUGUUUCCCCUGUGCUGUCAUGGGGUCAACCUGCUGUAUUCUGGUUGAGAGUUGUUGCUAUAAUGGUACAACUGUCUGUCAUGUAGCUAUUUAAAAUUUAUUUGACUGAUAUUUCAGGUGUGAAAUAUUUGGAAAGGCUACAAAAGCAUUUACCCUCUAAUUUCUAUGAGACUGAGUGUAAAUUUAUGUAUGUUUGCAUGUAUGUGUGUGUGCGUGUGUGCCUGCAUGUCUGCUAGAGUUUGAAUGAUUCCAGCAUCAGCUUUGGGGCGAUAGCUACUUUUUUAUCUUAAGUAGGUUUCAAAGGAAUUGAGAAGAAAAAAUGUUUUUGACAAAAUACUUGUAAAAAUAACUUAUAGGUCCAUUCAUUUUGUUUUUAAUGCACUUUGGGUUGUAUUGUUUUAUUAAAUUGAAGGGAUCUUUAUAUUACAAAGAUCAUUCAUCUUAUUGUUUCCUUCCUGUUGUUUUCAGAUCUUUAGUCAUUAAUAUCAGCAGCUCAAUAAAAAGCAGGAGGAUUUGGUCUUUGAUACUGCUGUGUGAAGUUUAUGUUGCGAUGUUAUUGUAGCACUGAGUACACUGCUCUACUCAUUCUGAUAUCUCUUAGCAUGUUAUGCUUGUUUUUGUCCCUUAAUUUAAAGGGUAGCCUUGGGGUGGGAAGAAUGACGAUAUUGUAUUACUAUCAUGAUUGAUUCUGUUAUUGUGAUGUUUUUUAAGCAUCCUGUGGAUAUUGUAAGAACUUACAGAAUGCUAACCAAAUGCAUAUUUAAUAUAAAAAGCAUCAUUAAUCCUGUA